This is a messenger RNA of Penaeus vannamei (Pacific white shrimp), 5766 nucleotides long. Lineage: Eukaryota; Metazoa; Arthropoda; Malacostraca; Decapoda; Penaeidae. The record is from RefSeq and is a predicted model, not a curated record.
AUGAAGUUGUGGGUGGUGCUGUUGGGAUUUCUUGUGGGCGGUUCCGUCACUCUUGGCCACGCCCCACUAGAUGAAGAGUCAGAUAGUUCAGUUCCCCAUAGAAAGGCCUUUAAUAAAGAAAAUGGACCAAAUCGACAUACGAGAAUGGGAAGGCAAAAUGAGGUGAGUCAAAUAUUGCAGCCUAUGAAAUAUUCAGAAAUAAUAGCACCACAGAUUCUUCAUAUGCCAGUAAUAGCACCACAGAUUAUUCAUAUGCCAGUAAUAGCACCACAGAUUGAUGACAGUAAUAGCACCACAGAUUCUCCAGAUGACAGUAAAAGCACCACAGAUUCUCCAUAUGAUAAUACCACAAGCGAUGUAUAUGACACUACAAGAGAUACAUUUGACAACACAAGAGGGAAGAGUACUGACAGCGCCACUCGGGUCUUGUUCGGCACGAGCACUGAAGUGGAUGAUGGCACUACCAUGGCACGUGGCUUCACAAUACCAGUGUCAGAUGUUACUACAGAGACGUUGAAUGGCCUCACUGGUUUGGAGGCUGAUUCAGUAGAUGUAGAAGAAAUUGAAGGUAAGUUUAUGAAUUCUACUUCACAUGUAACCAAAUCAUCACGUUUGACUGACGAAUUUCAGAGAAUUGAUGAUCGUCUAAGAACUGAAUCUAGUGUGAUGUCUGUAGAGAUGCCACAGCAGACUGCAGACGAGAAUACAGCGGCAUCUAAGAACUCCUUCAACCAUGUGUCUACUUGGAACUUGACUUCGCUACAUCCCUUAUUUCUGCAAUCCACCUGGCGCCCUCAGACCUCCCCACCAACCACGAUGCCCAUACCUACCAAAGAGAGGGACAUGGGGGAGACUCGGUCAUGGGCAGCUCUUGACGAAGGUUUGUAUGUAAAAACAACAACCCGGCGGCCCUUUACACCUCCUACAAGUACUUCAGUAUCCUGGCCAUUUUUUGACGUUGAGGGAGAGAGCAAGCGACCUUUAGAAAAUUCAGCUGAAACAACUGAACUUCAUGUUAUUUCACCAGCAGGUAACGACCCUGGAUGGGGUCAACAUGACGAUAAUCUGUAUGUAGAAACAGCUACGGGAAAACCACUAACGCACCCUGUCACAACCACAACAAACACCCCUGAUGAGGUUGGAAGCUGGAUUGAACUAGAAGAUGGGCUUUAUAUUCGGACAUCAACUCGACAGCCCUUCACUCGCCCCGUAAAAACAAGGGAUCCCUCUACCACUGUGUCAGACUCAGUGAUCCCAAUGUCAAUACUAACAACCACAACAGCAACAAUACCUGUCACUGCUGCUGACACAGUGAAACCAAAUGCAACGAAUGAAGAGCCAACAUCCAUGGAAAACUUAUGGGAAAAGGUAUCACAGUGGUUUAUGUUUGAGAAGAUUCCGAACAUCACAUCAACAAAAUGGACAUUUAGCCAGAACAGUGCACCAGUGAACUUACCCUCUCUACCACCUAGUGAUAAAGACACAAACACCUCUGGCUCUCUGUCUGGUGGCACUGAUUCUCUGUUCCAGCCAAUAGCUUCUGGAUCAACUGAGCAUUUAGCAUCAUCUUUCCCUAUUUCGGAUCAAGGAACAUUAGACCGGAUAAUGCAACUCACAAACAUCCUAAAUAAGAAUUUCUCUGAUGGUGGACAAUCACCAGUGCUAUCAACAAGCCAUCAUAAGCCUAUGUCUCCUGAAACCUCUAAAAAUACACCCAUACCUAUAACAUUUCACAAACAAAAAACUACACAUAAGCCCCCACCCUUUCAUGCCCCCACACCUCCUUCCAGACCAAUAAUCACCAACCAACCAAUGAUGUCAGAUUCACCUGUAACAUCGCCACCAUGGGCACUCCCCCAUAAUCUACUUAACAUGAAAACAACUGAGACAAAAUUCCAAUGGCCAUCUACAACCACAUCAGAUAUCAUAGGGCAAACCCCGUCAAACUUAAGCACAGACACUGGACAAUCAACACCUGAAACAGAAUCUCUGUUGCCAGUGGAUGAAACCCAGGUACAAAAACCCAAUUUGUCUCUGAUUCUCCAGUAUUUUGACAAACCUGUUCCAACGGAAAGAACGAAGAUAUCAUCUUCUAGCCCAGUGACUAAGAACAGAAUUUCAACAACUCCACCUUGGGAAAAUCCGAGCCAUCCACUAUACAUAAGAACUACUACUAGACGUCCAUUUCGACCUCUAACUGCUGAAAUAGCAUCUACAACCAUCCCUGGAGUGGACAAAAGAAUCACAAAUUAUGGAGGGGUUGGUAAUAUAGUUAGUCAAAAUUCAAAUGCCUUGCCCGCAGAACAAAUUCCUGGAGCAGUGACAAUAUCAUCGGAAUCAUCAAUGGAUAGCAUAAAUCCAAAUCCUUUUGCCACCACACAAAGCUCAGCAAUGAAUUCAGAGUUCAAUAACACUGCUGCAUAUAUCCCAGCAGCAUUUACAACAGUAGCAACUGAUUCUUCGUUUAAAGACAGUUAUUCAAAUCCUUACUUUGAUAUCCCCUUUAUAAAACCUUCUUUGCGAAGGCAGCCCUCCCACAUUUUAGCAGCACCAACCAACUCACCAGCAACAGUUUUGGUUCCACUUACGCCUUUUGGCCACUUGGUCAGCACUACAGCUGAUGAUGGCACAAGAGAUAAACCUUCAGGGUCCAUGGUAUCAUAUCUUAAUUCUGACUUACCCCUCAAGAUGAAAAUAACACCUUUGCCAGGCAAGCCCCAAGGAAUGAGAGAGGAAGCCACAGAACCACCACGGGCACUCCCAACACGGCAAUUAACUCAGAGCGCGUCCAAACAAGAAAGUCCUAUUAUAUUGUAUGAUUACUACAAGAAAAACACUUCUCCUUACACAGGUGUAAAACACAUACCCCUAAAUGUGAACAAUGAUUCAACCCAAGUGUCUAAGGAUGCCAACAUUCUAUCAGUAACUCCUGCAUUCAAUAGUCCCAUAAGUGAACCACAGAGUAAUAAAAAGGCUUCAGGGUCAUCAGUUCAACAAAUGACAGACAAGCUCCAAGAGAGAACCUCACCUCAGCCUCCGAUCAACUGGUCCUUGUUUCCAACUCGAGAAGCACAAAUGACAACUGUUCCUCCUCCUGAGUCAUCAACACAGGGUUUCAUGGACUCAUGGUCUUCUAAGUCUUGGUAUAGUGAUCUCUUGAAAGAAAAGAGAACACCCACUUCAGAUAUUUUAAGUCGGGAAUCAACUGAUAGCUUAACGGAUAACUUGAAUAAUGUCCACACGACCCAAAAGACAUCUACUGUUGAACCUUUGAAUGUUACAGCUUCCGUGCUCUCCUCCUCUGACUCAGUUGACCUGUAUGGCAUUGUGAAUGAGGUUCUAAGCUCCUAUAGUAUAAAAACACACAAUGUACCUUCGUUUCAAGAUAAUAGUACUAAGAAAGCUAUAUAUACUCAAAACGAUCACCCAUCGAUAAAUAAAAGUAACAAGAAAGGUAUUUCAAGCUUUGGCUCAAACAAAUAUGGAUCCCAACUUAAAAGUCCCGCAGUAGAUGAUUUUCAGUCAGCUUUUACGAGUCGACCACCACAGUAUUGGUAUCUUCAUAAGCCUCCUUCAUCUGGUUUUACAACACCAUUUCCCAGGAAUCCUUAUAAGCAGGUUACCAAGCCUAACUCAAACCAUCUGCCACCUACUUUUUAUGAUAAUACACAUGACCACUUCCCGUGGAGAGACCCCCGGCCACCAUCUUCUGCCCAAGAGCUCCUCAUGACUUUCCAGGAUAAUGAGCCUUACUGGACAGAAAACAAUGUUCAUGCUGAUCACAGGCUUCCUUUUUGGAAUCACUCAUAUUCUUCUAUUGUUCCAACUGAAACAGUUACUAGUCAGCCAGUUUCAGAGGAGCCUAGCGAGAGUUUGAAAGAGACAAUGAUUCCAGCAGAGGAAGAAUAUCAUGGAUCAGAAAAUAUGCAAGUUACUGCAGCCCAAAUAGAAAGACUUGAAAAUAUGCUGUUUGAUGCAGCUAAAAAAGUUCUUCCAAAGAAUUCUACAGACUUAGACAUCUUAGGCUAUCUUAUAGACUUAGUAAAGAAAUCACCAGUGAAGAACAAACCUGGUGAAAUCACUAUCCCUGUCAUUCCUGAAACUGCUGGAAUUUCAAUCAGACCGCAACAUAUGGGUACAGACCCUUUGCAUUUAGUGUUCCAGGGGGAGUCUACAAGUGACCCUCAGACUGAAAGCAUUUCUGUCUCUUCAUCUGUAACAUCUGCCACUGUUCACACCACUGCCAACUUUCAUGAACAAGAUCCACAGGAUUUAAGUUUUACCAUCAGUCCACAGUCUGUCCAGCUGCACAUUGUGCCUGAUGCAAUGGUGACCUUUGUACCACCACUCGAAUUAAAGGACACUCUGAUAACUAAAUUGGAUACAUUCCCUACGGUGCUACAUCAAACGGCCCCCGAUUUCCCCACUAGUCGUCCUCCAGCCCUUUCAUCAAUUCAUCCUUCCUUGGUUCCUGAGCGUCCGCAGCCAGCAUUUACAAAUUUAUAUGUAUCUGGCUCAUACCAGUAUGAUGAUACCUAUGCAGAUGUCCAGGACGAUGAUUAUGCUUAUCUAGAUUUUUUUUCUUCACUUGAGACAUGGUACCCGGCCUUGAGUUCCACCUCAGUCUCCUUCACCACAUUUGGAAUAAACCCUGGGAUAACACUAUUCACCACAUAUUUAUACCCUCAGUCUGAAGAUGUCAGUUACUCCAAGUACCCUCUGAAUGAUGAAAGCAUGUUCAGUUUUGUGAGUAAUGGGAUACAAAAUCCGACAUUCGUGCACCUGAGAACGAAAUAUCCUGGUGAGGUACUAACUCCAACAUUUCAUUCCCAGCUUCUAUCACUUGAACAAGAAAAGAGCAAUCUGAAUGUUGGGAUUCGACCUACAUUUACUACAUACAUGAAUGUGCAUAGUCAGAAUCAGGCAAAUUUCCAUCUAUAUCCUGGUCAAGAUGAUCUAGGCACUGUAAAUGAUAAGCCUAAUCAAUCUCUCCAAAGUCUACCUGCUCAUACCAAUGUCUACACCUUCUCUGCCCAAACCAGUGCUAACAAACAACCUGGAAAGACCAAUAUGAAUAUCAAACCAAGUGUAUCUGCUGUAAGUUUACGACCAGGUGCCUUCCCAGUACAGAAUAUCAAUUACAUAUCUACAUACUCUGGUACAAGACCUGAUCAUGUCAGUAUUGAUAUAAGGCCUAAUGAAGCAAACAUUAAUAUAAAACCUGAUCAUAACAUUCCUAACAUAGCAUCGUACUAUCCCGGUACACAAGCUACAUAUACCAACAUCAAUAUGCACACCGCACAACCAAAUGUUAAUAUACAUCCAAGUAAACCCCUUGAUCAAGGAACUACAGACAUGAAGUCUAGUCAAUUUAGUACAGACACGCACCCUAAUCAAGCUGGCUUUGAUACAUUACCCGAUGAAACUAGUAAUUACGUACCUGGCCAUACUGGUAUUACCACUUGGGCUAGUCAAGUAAGUCAGAGCAUACAACCUGGCCAAACUAAUAUCUUUAUGCACCCUAGUAUAUUUGGCAUUACCAUGCAACCGGGCGAAACUGAUUAUAAUUUGCAACCUGGUCAAGCGAGUAUCAGUAUACUACCUGAUCAGGUCAGUGUUAUUGUGCGACCUGACCAAGCUGGUUUCAUCGUCCGACCUGAUGAAGUAAACAUUUAUGUACGACCUGAAGAAGCAGGUAUUAACAUAACACCUGAUGAUACUGGCAUAAAUAUUCGACCUGAUCAAGCUGGCAUAAAAUAUACCUGA